Molecule: messenger RNA, 873 nt
Organism: Radiomyces spectabilis
Lineage: Eukaryota; Fungi; Mucoromycota; Mucoromycetes; Mucorales; Radiomycetaceae
Product: beta-lactamase-like protein
Exons: 6
Coding region: 1-873 (290 amino acids)
Biological process (GO): hydrogen sulfide metabolic process; glutathione metabolic process
Molecular function (GO): sulfur dioxygenase activity
Source: RefSeq, a predicted model, not a curated record
AUGAAUAAUCACUCUCCCUGGGUCCACACGAUAUUUGAACCAGAUACCGAAACAGCCCAAUACGUUGUAACCGAUCUUGAAACUCGGGAAGCGUAUAUUAUUGAUCCCGUUCUGGACUAUGAUCCCUUUGGAGGCACUGUUCAGGGCAUGAUGGCAGAAAAAAUCCUCAAGUUUGUUCAGCAACAUCAACUGAAUGUGACCAAGAUUAUUGAUACACACGUACACGCGGAUCAUUUGACAGCCGCUCACUAUUUAAAACAGAAAUUGGAGAUGAAAGUAAGUGUGCCCGAGUUUUGGAUGGGUAACAAGGUGACCGCAGUUCAAGACGUGUUUACGAAAAAGUACAAUUUCAAGUACCAGGAGUUGAAGCCAGCCGGUGAACUGUUUGAUCGAUUAGUUCAAGAAGGCGACACAUGGACUCUUGGAAACAAUAUCCAGUGUAGCGUACUUAGUACCCCUGGUCACACCCCUGCAUGUUCAUCCUACCGAAUUGGUGAUGCAGCCUUUGUAGGUGACACCUUGUUCAUGCCUGAUAUCGGUACAGCUCGUUGUGAUUUCCCCGGCGGUAGCACUGAGCAAAUGUACAACAGUGUCCAAAAGAUGUAUAAAAGCUGGCCCGAUGAUACACGUAUCUACGUUGGCCACGAUUAUCCCCCUGCCAACAGCAAUCGACAAUAUGACGUGAUGACAACGUUGGGCGCUCACAAGAGAUUCAAUAAGAUGAUCAGCGAAUCGGCUACCCCAGAGUCCUACCAUAAACUGAGAAGUGAACGUGACGCAGCAUUGAAAGCGCCCCGGCUUAUUCACCCAUCACUUCAGGUAAACGAAUAUCUCUCCAAUAGAAUAUGCUUCGAAAAUUAUACUGACUCCUAA